Messenger RNA from Penicillium angulare, 771 nucleotides. Its product is annotated as FMN-binding negative transcriptional regulator. NCBI's taxonomy places the organism in Eukaryota, Fungi, Ascomycota, Eurotiomycetes, Eurotiales, Aspergillaceae. The record is from RefSeq and is a predicted model, not a curated record. Bases 1 to 771 code for a protein of 256 amino acids. The transcript has a single exon.
AUGUUCCUUCCAAGUGUCCAUGCUGAGCAAGACACCGAGGUUCUCCUCCAAUUCAUCAGAGAGAACCCUCUUGGCAUUCUUAUCACAGGCCUGAAGUCCUCUGAACAAGACUUCUUACAAUGCACCCAUGUACCAUGGGUUCUCGACCUACCAGAAGAGUCCGGUGGUGAAAAUGCCCAUAUUCGUGCGCAUAUCGCCAAACAAAACCCACAAGUAAAGGCAAUGAUCGAAGCCGUGGAUGAAAAACCACCCAAUGUCCUGGAAUUGGACGAGGAUGUCUUGGUUCUUUUCAAUGGACAACACGAUCACUACGUGACGCCCAAGUUCUACAUUGAAACCAAGCCCGACACCGGCAAGGUUGUCCCUACCUGGAACUAUGCUGCGGUCCAGGUAUAUGGCAAGCUUUCGCUUUACUAUGACUCAAAGACAGCUGAGACGGAAUCGUUCCUAGCGCAGCAGAUCCACGAUCUUUCUGCUCAUACUGAAAAGUCCGUUAUGGGCUAUACUGGCGGGGAUAAACCUGAGGCGUGGACUGUUGACGAGGCUCCAGAGCGCUACGUCGAGCUUUUAAAGCGGAAUAUUGUGGGUAUCAAGAUUGAGGUUAAGAAAAUCCAGGGGAAGUUUAAGAUGAGUCAGGAGAUGCGCCAGGGUGAUCGUGAAGGAGUGGCUCAAGGAUUUGAAAAAUUAGGAGGUGAAACAGGCCAUGCUAUUUCAGAAUUGGUGAAGAGUCGAGGACAGCUGCAUGAUUUGAAAAAGAAAGAGGCUAAAUAG